AUGUCUCGAACCUACGGCGCUGCGGAGCUGCACAUGCUGCUCCCUGGACCGGGCAGCGGACAUGCGUGUCUGGCGCUGUACGAUGUGUGUCCUCACACGACACACUCGUCGGUCUCACACGCCAGGGAUCCGUACGUGCACCAGACCCUCCUCUUCGCUCCUCCGCCCGCACGGUCUCUCGAGCGCAGAGACGAAGCAGAGGGGGGUAUCCACACGAGGAGACUCAGCAGCACAUUCUCGCAGCACCCUCUAGCCAGCAUCCCAACAAGCCCUCUAGCCCGCCUCGUCCUCUCCAAACACUCCCCCGUAACCCGCUCCCUCCGCGCCACCGCCGCCUUUCCACCCCCGCCGCCGCCGCCGCCGCCAGCAAUCUACCUCCUGACCUUCGCCACGGACCGCUCGCCCUCCACCCGCAGCUUCGCGCACCUGCUCAACACCCACCUACCCGCGCACAUACCGCUUUUAUACACCAUCGACGCGCGCACGCUCCCCGUUCCGCCAGCGCGGCUGUGCGCGGCCUACUCGGGGGUAGCGGCGGCGGUGCAGGAUUUCGUGCUGAGAGACGAGGGGGCGCGGGAUGCGGUGAGGAGGGCGGUGGAAGAGCUGGUGCGGGCUGCGUGUGUGGACGGUAGUGGUGGUGGUACGGGAGGGAGGGAGGUGGCGUUGGCGGUUUGUUGUACGGCGGGGACGCAUCGCAGUGUUGCUAUUGCGGAACUGGUGGCGCUGGGGGUGAGGAGGGAGGUUAGGAGGGUGGGGUCCAAGGACGGGGUCAAGAUCGUCGUGAGACAUGUGCAUCGUGUCAGAGGGGUCGAGGAUCCGUAUUGA
Ascochyta rabiei is the source of this 825-nucleotide messenger RNA. RefSeq lists its product as uncharacterized. The transcript has a single exon. Bases 1 to 825 code for a protein of 274 amino acids. The record is from RefSeq and is a predicted model, not a curated record. Lineage: Eukaryota; Fungi; Ascomycota; Dothideomycetes; Pleosporales; Didymellaceae.